CUAGAGACGCUUCUCAAAGAACACGUCACACGGAACACGUUGACUCACAACCUCAUCAGGCAAUGACGGAGGGGUUGCUGCUUACAUGCUGCUUUGUUGAGACGGCAGCUAUGUUGAAUCACAAACCCUGACUUGUUUCUUGCAGAGCUUCCACCAUGGUGUCGCAUCGAUUCGCUCUCUUUUUGCUGUUUAGCACAGUGGCUUCUGGCUUUUCACCAACUUUCUUGUCACAUCCACCGGUUCGACAAGAUGUCUCUCUGUGGAGCAGCACUGCCGAUGAGGCUACAGCCGUUUCCAUUGAUGCCAAGGAAGCCGUAAAGUUGUUUGGUCGUCUGGCAGAUAAAUACAUAAUGUUGGAUUCCAGUGGCGGCAUGUGCUGCUACUCCGCUUGCAGCGAUUGCGAGUAUCGACUGCCAGGAGGAGGAUACCGAAUGGCGGAUCAAAGCUCCAGUCGUCCAAAGUGGAUCUGUUCCUACGAUGAACGGAAUUUUGAAACUUUGGGCAAAGAACACACUUCCAAAUGGAACACCGAUAUAUUCACCAACGGACCCGCUGUCACCAAAGAGGAGUUCAUUCAAGCCAUGGUGGACAUCCCCUACAAUCCACCUCUAGGAGGACCGUAUGUAGGCGCCUCUUCGGCAACCAUCGAAGAUACCACUGGAGCCUCUCUUCUCUUUGAUCUGCUUGCUGGAAAGAAGGAAAAACUCACCAAAUAUCGCAUGGGCACCCGUAUUAAGGAGCUAGCUGGUGGAGAAGAGGGGCUGACUUGGGCUGGCUUCAGUGCUGCAAUGAUGCCGGAAGCCUGAAGUGAAGAACAGGAAUACUCGUAGCACUAUUUCGCAGACACGCAUCAUGGUUAAUGGAACGUCCAAGUGUUGUAAAUGUAUAUAGCAGAUGUUUUUUCAAUCAAAACUUUUCGUGGAUUCUCUUCGUCUUUGCAGCAACCACUCCUUCAACCUCCCAACAGUUUCUUUCGAACUUGGCUUGACGAGCCGUGGUGCGUCUACAACUACCUCUGUUAAACUGCUAAUAAGUG
Seminavis robusta is the source of this 1036-nucleotide messenger RNA. The record is from the annotation of a GenBank genome assembly. NCBI's taxonomy places the organism in Eukaryota, Bacillariophyta, Bacillariophyceae, Naviculales, Naviculaceae.